AAUGUCAACUAACCAUUACUUCCACAACUCUUUUUCAAAUAACAACUUGGGUCAAAAUCAUUUUUCAACCAUUUUUGAGCGAAUCACUGUUGAUUCUAAUAAUGGAAAUCAUCGUAUGAAUGCUGAGGUUCUUGAUAAGACGAUUGCUUUGAUGAAUGUUACGUCGCAGAAGUUGAAACAUGCUGUCUUCGAAACAAGCAAAUUAAUGAUUGGCGAAGAUGCUAGAGGAAUUGCAAAAACCAAUCCUGAGGAGAACAACAAAGGAGGACAACAAAAAACUUCUCUUUUCAAAACUGAAAUGUGCUACAACUUUCAGCGUUCCGGUGGACAGUGCAAGUAUGGAAAUGGCUGUUGGUUUGCUCAUACUCUUGAUGAACUAAGACCUGUUCCUUCUCAUUUGCCUGCAACACCGAAGUUUGCUCAAUUAAAUGGGAAUUGGUUUUGA
Molecule: messenger RNA, 445 nt
Organism: Meloidogyne enterolobii
Lineage: Eukaryota; Metazoa; Nematoda; Chromadorea; Rhabditida; Meloidogynidae
Source: the annotation of a GenBank genome assembly